Molecule: messenger RNA, 720 nt
Organism: Dracunculus medinensis (Guinea worm)
Lineage: Eukaryota; Metazoa; Nematoda; Chromadorea; Rhabditida; Dracunculidae
Source: the annotation of a GenBank genome assembly
AUGCCUCUCGUCUCCAUAAGUAUAAAAAUACCACCAUAUGGUUACGAUGAUGACGAUGGUCCAAAUCAAUGGGAAGGGUCUUGUCAAAUAGGCUUGAAGCAAUCACCAGUGGAUAUAACAUCAUCUUCAACCGAUUUGGAUGCUCUUCCAUUGUUUCAAUUCGAAAAUUACGGAAAAACGGGAGAUAUUAUAUUGCAAAAUACCGGAACAACAAUUGUUGCGAGUGGAUUUGAUAAAUGGAGCGAAGUACCAUUCAUUCAAAGUGGCGGCCUUCGAAGCAAAUAUAUUCUCAAGUUUUUUCAUUUACAUUGGGGACAAAGCGACAUUGUCGGCAGUGAACAUUCUUUUUCUUCGUUUCGAUACCCAGCAGAGUUGCAUUUGGUGCAUGCAAAGGAAGGCCAUAGUCUCGAUGAUGUAACGUUAGAUUCUGAUGUUAUGGCAAUUAUUGCUUUUUUCAUUAAGUUGGGCAAUGACGACCGUUCUUUUUAUCAAUUGGAGCCCCUCAUGAAGGAUAUAAUUGAAUUUGGUCCCUGCACACCUUUACCUUCAGGGUCAAAAACUUCUCUGCAUAAUUUCAAUCUAACGAAUUUUCUUAUCGGCAGUACGGAAACGUUUUAUCAAUAUGAAGGUUCAUUGAGCACACCACCUUGUUCUGAGGCGGUGGUUUGGACGCUAAUGGCUGAUCCAUUAAUCAUCACUGAUAAGCAGGUAACGUUUUAG